Molecule: messenger RNA, 7535 nt
Organism: Ooceraea biroi (clonal raider ant)
Lineage: Eukaryota; Metazoa; Arthropoda; Insecta; Hymenoptera; Formicidae
Gene: CtBP
Product: C-terminal binding protein
Biological process (GO): regulation of transcription by RNA polymerase II
Cellular component (GO): nucleus
Molecular function (GO): oxidoreductase activity, acting on the CH-OH group of donors, NAD or NADP as acceptor; transcription corepressor activity; NAD binding
Source: RefSeq, a predicted model, not a curated record
GGCGACGGCGAGCAUCAGGCGGUGCGCGCGAGUCAUUCGGGCGGCCGGGGGCCGCCAUUUUCUUCCAGCGAGGGAGAGCAGUCUGCACCGUAAGAGCGAGAGUCCGCGCGUAUUAUUAGUGAGUCGAAUCGAGAGUAGUAAAUCGAGACGCGGAAGUUCCUCUCGCGUACGCCGCGAAUCGUGUGCGAUCGACGCGUACGCACGGCCCGUACGGGGCCCCCAGUGUGGCCCAGUGUGCCCGGUGGCUAGCGCAUCCGUGCGACAUUGUAAUACCGCGCCGACCACGGCGAUCACCCGGUAGACGGACGCCGCCGCGCGCCGCUGUGCACGGAAUCUACACGUCGAAGGUAUAUAUCGAGAAAAGAUUAACGCCGCAGCGUCAGUGGAAAGAAAGGGGAAGAAUAAGCAAGCACGAGAGACAGAAGGAGAUCAAGAGAGAAAGAUAGCGCGCGGCUACGAAGAAAAGAGAAAGAAAGGAGCAGGAGCUAGAGAGAGAAAGAGAGGGAACGAAGAGAGCAAGAAGGAGAGAGAGAUAAAGACAGGGACAGUGUGAAUAGUUUGGUGAUCGCAGUGUGGCCGCGCAGUGAAAAUACUCGACAAACAGCCGACUUCAGGAGUAACGCCGCCAAGCAGGAUAUCAAGGGGAGUGUGAGUCGCCUCCGACAGGAGACGGUGUUUACUGAGCCGUGAUGCGUUGGAGAUUCGGCGGUCCUUGCUCAAAGACCGACCGGAAAUCAGUGUUGCAGAAGCAGUUUGUGUGACAAAGCCUAAAUAACAAAGAUAGUGCUGAGAUUGAAUUGUGCUCGGACUAGACAAGAAGAAGGCACUUCUAUUUGACACUGAGAGCGCACAGUGAAAACAAUAAAAAUAGGGGGGGCGGUCUGCUGACCGAUGGACAAACGGAAGAUGAUGCCCAAACGCCCUCGUAUGGAGAAUCUGAGGGGUCCGAUCGCCAAUGGACCAAUUCAAACGCGGCCGCUGGUCGCACUACUCGAUGGACGCGAUUGCUCCAUUGAGAUGCCGAUUCUUAAGGAUGUCGCGACUGUUGCUUUCUGUGACGCGCAGUCUACUUCGGAGAUACACGAAAAGGUAUUAAAUGAAGCGGUGGGCGCAUUGAUGUGGCACACUAUAAUCUUAACGAAGGAAGAUCUGGAGAAGUUCAAGACAUUACGAAUUAUUGUCCGGAUUGGUUCCGGGGUGGAUAACAUCGAUGUGAAAGCGGCGGGUGAACUUGGCAUCGCGGUGUGUAACGUACCCGGUUAUGGCGUCGAGGAAGUGGCUGAUACCACCCUCUGUCUUAUCCUAAAUCUCUAUCGACGCACCUAUUGGCUCGCUAAUAUGGUGCGCGAAGGCAAAAAGUUCACAGGACCAGAGCAGGUAAGAGAAGCUGCAACUGGUUGUGCAAGGAUACGGGGAGACACAUUAGGAAUCGUGGGCUUGGGUAGGAUUGGUUCCGCAGUGGCACUGCGUGCCAAAGCCUUUGGAUUUACUGUCAUUUUCUACGAUCCAUAUCUCCCUGACGGUAUCGAAAAAUCACUAGGUCUCACCAGGGUGUAUACGCUACAGGAUUUGUUAUUCCAAUCAGACUGUGUAUCACUACACUGUACCUUGAACGAACACAAUCAUCAUCUAAUAAACGAGUACACUAUCAAACAGAUGAGACCAGGAGCAUUUUUAGUCAAUACGGCACGAGGUGGUUUAGUAGACGACGACGCGCUUGCCGCGGCUCUUAAACAGGGUAGAAUCCGCGCUGCAGCGUUAGAUGUUCACGAAAACGAGCCAUACAACGUCUUUCAGGGUCAGUCUGGGAAUCAGUGUCCAUUGAAAGAUGCACCCAAUCUUCUAUGCACCCCGCAUGCCGCCUUCUAUAGUGAUGCAAGCUGCACCGAGCUGCGCGAAAUGGCCGCAAGUGAGAUACGACGAGCGAUUGUCGGCCGCAUACCCGACUGCCUGCGCAACUGCGUGAACAAGGAAUACUUCCUUUCCUCAACCGGCAGUUACCCUGAGGGCAUCAACGGCGGAUACUAUGCUGGGGCGCUGCCGGUGCAACAGACGGCUCACUCAACAACUCCUCACGAUACUGCGCCCCCACCCCCGGUGCCCGGUGCCGGCGGUGGGCACUCCGUCGUCGGCGGCGGUGGCGGUGGUGGCGGUGGCGGAGGUGGCGGCGGCGGGGCCGGCGGUGGUGGGGGCGGGGGCGGCGGGAUCGGUGGACCCAACUCCUCGUCCUCGUCCGCCGUAACAGUGGCGGGGGCCGCGGGCGGCGGGGCCGGCGGCGCGGGAGGUGCGGGCGGUGGGCCCGCAGGGCCGCAGGGCCCCCCUGCCGCGGUCGGCGGCGGCGGACCCCCGUCCGCCGCGGGCGUGGUGGGCGCGACCGCCGCCGGUGGGCCCGGCGGCGGCGGUCCCGCGGCCGGGGCCCCCCCCACCGCCGGACUGCCCGGUCUACCACAUAGCAUAGUGAGCGAGCCCGACCCCCGGCCGAGCCCGCCCGCCCCAAGCCCCCGUUGACCUUGAAUAAUAUAAUAACGACCCCCUUGAUAAUGCGAGACCCGUCUUUCCCUUCCUUCCAACCAUUCACCCCGAUCACACACUUGACUUGAAUUACUACGCGAUUACCACAUCAGCACAUCCACCACGUCCCUAUUUUCCUCUCCCCUUGAUAAUGUCAUCCGAUUAAGUUGAGAUAUUUUACCAUCACCAGUAACCAUCUGGAGUUAACUUGUAUUAUUAUUCCCGAUGAAUAAUAAUCAUGAUGAUGAUAAUGAUAAUGAUUACGAUUAUGAUGAUGGCGUAAGAACGGCCGAAACGAGUGCCCCGAUACAAUCUGUCCGCUCCGCUUUUUCCGAACAACUCUAGAGGAAGUCUGUAUUUGAGAAAGAAUGAGACAAAAAUGUAGACGACGAGACGAGUGAGAAUGUGAAUGGACGAAGCGGUGAGUUUAAUUGAAUACACUAGCUACUACCUUUCAGAUAUAAUCGCCUGAUGCAACAUCCUACGUAAAUUACCAUAAACUCAUUUACGAUACAUGAUAAACCAGUUUCAACUAGAUCAUUGAUUUUCCUCUCAACGCGGAUUGUUACAUUGAAAUGAUCUUAGCCAAGUCACAUUGGGAUAUGAGUUGAUAAAUUAAUCAGAACGUGAUCUGGCUUGACUUGUUGAGUAACAGGUAAAUUAACGUGUUGCUUCAUUCUAAUUUCAAUCGGCGUGCACUGGUGUAUUCAAUCAUACUCGCUACGAAAGAAGUAGAGAAAGUAAGAGAAUGAGAAAAACAAAAUGCGUGAAAGAGAGAGAGGAAAGCGCGAGGGAGAGGAAGAAAGAUAGUGAGCAUAAGAGAGAAAGGGGAUGAAAGUUGCGGUAUACUUGUGUAUGUGUGCGAUUUUGCGUCCGCAUUUCUGCAUUUGUAGAAUUCCGCGGAUAGAAUGCAUUUUGAUGUAAUUCUGCGACCAAACCAAAUACAGUUGGACAGAAUAUAAUGGUGACAGUAUAAUAAACGACAACGUAACGUUUGUCUCCUGCGAUCUUCCGGUUCCGGUAAUUUUAUACGACAUGAGUCUAUUCGAUUUAGCUGCGCUCUCUCUCGCACUCUCUUCUUACAAAAAGUUAAAUAAAUCUCUUCUCAUGAUACAAAAAAAAAUAAGUCUUAUAAAUAUAAUGGAAGAAACAUAUUGCAGAUCAAUGAAGAUGAAUACAUGUACUCGGUGCAACAGCAAUGUCAAUGUAUUGGGUUGAUUUUAAGAAUAAAAUAAUAAAUUCGUUCGUCCUUUUGAUGAUUCAAAGUCUGUUAAAAACGGUUCUCUGAAUUACAUAGUGGAAUUAUAUAUCGUUAGAUGAUGUGUUGUCUAAACAAUUCUAGUAAAGUGUUUCUUUCUCUUAAAAGGAUUCUCUUGAAAUAAAGGAAAGAAAGAAACUGAUAAAUGUUUUCAUGUGUCAAUACAUUGAUUGUGUCAAAUCGUCAGUCAUAAAAUAUAAUAUUAAUUAAUUAAUGGGAUUUAUUCAAUUAUUGGACAUAUUGGAUAUAUUGGUAAAUAUUAUGAAAAAUUGAAGUUAUUAAUACUUGGUUAAGCUUUAUCGAAUUUAUAUUUACGAGUAUAUUGAUUUUCAUUUUUAAAUCUCUAUUAAUAGUAAAAAUUGGCAAUAAUUGACAAAAGUUACAUUAACGAUUGUACAAGAAGAGAUGUUUCACACAUUUUAUAUUUGAAAAAUAAUCAACAAUUGUAUAGAUUUGCCUGUAACAUAUUUUUACGUUUUUCUAAUUGAAGAAAAGAAAGCAAAGAAAAAAGUGUUUGCACUUGAUAAAAAUAAAUGUUUUUCAAAUUGAUAAAAAAUAAUUUCAUUAAUUUUUCUGCUCUUUUGAGUCUUAAUUAAUUUUUGUCUUCAGCAACUGGGGACUUUUAUUUGCUUCUGAAUUUUUGUUAUUUAAUUCUCUUUUAAAUUAAAGAAGAAAGAGAAACGAACGAAUUAAUGCUUUCGAUCAGCCUAAUAUAUUACAAUAAUUUGGAUGAUAGUUAUAUUAAGUACAAUUAUUGAAUAAAAGAAAGUGCAGAAAAAACGCGACUGAAACGAACUAACCUGAAGAAAGAUAAUUCAUUGCAUGGACGAAAAUUUUGAUAUAUACAGACUUUGGAAUGAUAAUCCUGGAAGUGAAUAAUAAUCGCAAUAGUUUAUAAUUAAUUAUAUACAGAAUUCAAAGAUUUAGUGUGAAUAUUAAGCAAAUCGAGUAGUUCUUCCUUUUCGUAGCAUGAUGGAAAAAAGAAAGUGGGGCUAUUUGUAAAAGCAAAUGUUGCAACAAAUAUAAAGUAUUGUAUAAGCGAUAUUACGUUUAGCCUAUUCGUUAUAGGCACCAUUAUUAUAGUUUAUACAUUAUACAUAAUUAGUUCCAUAUUAAAAUACAACUUCCAGUUUUUUAACUUCGUAGGUAUUAACGAAAAUUUCUUUUAAUUUCAUAAUUCUCUUAAUCUGAAUUAGCCAACUAAUGAAAUACGAGCACGAUUCUCUCUUACUAUGUUAGUAAUCUUUCCAAUUUCACUUAGAAAUAUUGUCUUAAUUUCGGAAAACAGACUUCUCAUUUUUUGUUUUAUCUUUAAUUGUACAUCGCGUAAUGUAUCUUAUAAUAAUAUUCUUAUCAUUAUGUUUAUUUUCGAUAAUUGUAUCAUAUCAAAUAUUUUACAGUCCAAUAUAUUUGCUUAAUGAAUAAAAAAGAGAGAAAAAGAAAGACUUCCUUCGCACGAUUAUUUACCCUGAUUUGUUUAUAUUUGACCAAAAUGCCAAAAAUUCUGCAAGGUUUUCGAUAUCAUCCGCAAGUCAUGCAUUAAUUUGUCACACUGUAUUUGGAUGUCGUUUUCAUUUUUAUUAUUUAGAAAUAAUUAUAAUAAUCGCCUCUUUGCGACAUGUCAUUCGCAACUAAUUCGGUGAUUUCUGGUAAAACUUCCUUUCAGUGAAAGUUUCGAAGCAUUGUUAAUAAAAUAAGAAUAUAGCCCAUUUUUGUCAAAUGUAUUUUAUUGUGUUUGACAUAUUUCGCGUCGCGCGUGAAAAUGCUGCAUGAACAAAGAAAAUAAUCAGCGUACCAACAGUUCUUGCAUUUGUAAAAAUAGUGAAAAGUAACAAAAAGUAAUAGGAUAAGAAUAUUAGAAAUAUUCACAUACGAAUCCAUUGUCGAUAAAGGAUAAAGAACCGACAAAAAUUAUAAUAAAAGAUAUUAUGAAUUAAUUAUUGUUAUCUAUAUUGAUAAUACAUAAUAUUUGAUAGUUUGUAAACACAAUUCCGCCUAAGUUUGGACUAAAAGAGGACAGUAAAGGGUUAAUAUAAUUUUAAUUCACAAAGUUAACUCAUGGAGUGCUUGCUUUUUGCAAAAUAAAAAAUAAAUUAAUACUUUAAAAACAGGAGAACAAGCUUAUCCAGAUGGAAUAUAUUAGUUUUUAUUUCGAAAUAUUUUUAGUAUUUCUUUUGUUUAAUUUAUUAGAAAUAAAUGUCUUUAGGUGUUGGAUGAUGCAGCAUCUUUAUGACGGCUAACAUUUAUCUUCUAAUUACUUACUAAUUGAUACACAGAGUUUUUUACGAUGAAAGUUCCUUUGUUCACAGAUAUGUCAAUGUAGAUGAUAUGUGUUUUUUAUUUGAGCAUGUAUCGAUAAUUAUCAUUUGACAAGCGAGCUUAAUUAAUUUAAAGCAAAAUACAAUAAAACUUGCGGAAAAAGCAUGAAAGAAAAUAUGAAGGAAAAAGCGAAUGAGCGAGCGAAUGAGAGAGAAAGAGAGAGAAAGGGAGAGAGGGAGAAGUAGAACAGAAAAAUGAGUUUUAUUAAUAACUGAAAUUAAUAAUUAAAGUACGAUUAUUGUAUGAAAUAAUUGCGAUGUUACGGUCACACGGAUAUAAUACGGCGAAAAUAAAUCAAGACUAACAAUAGCAAAAUUAAUGGACAAUUUUUUGACAAAAUUAUAUGGAAACGAUAAUGUGGUGAUGAGAAUAAUAAUUAAAUAAAAAAAGAAAAAAAAUAUGAAGAUUGUCUAUUUCGGAGACAUGUAUACACAUAUCUAUUCGGUUUUUUAUUUUGGCAAUUUUUAUAAUUUUGGAAAUAAAUGUGACGUAAUCAUCAAUGUAAAUCCUAGUAGCAUGAUUAUAUUAAUGAUAUAUUAGUAAAUUUGUAACGAAACAGUACGAGUGAUUUAUAUUUUUAACUUUUAGCAACUAAUACGUUAAGAAAAGAAUGUUCGUUACUUAGCCCAUUAAUUGCUAAUUUUUAAAAGGUAUAAUAAUAACAAAUAUAUUAUUUUGAUAAUAAGAUGAUUUUAGUAAGGUAACAAAAAACUUGGGUCUAUUAUGAACAAUAAGAUUUAUAGAAAUAAAUUUUUUGAUAUUAAGUUUACAUUAUAGUAUUAACAAACAUUAAAUUAUUAAUAAUUUGAAUAUUGAAAUUAUUAGAGAUAUUGAAAUUAAUUAUAUUAUUUGAAGAUAGGAACGAGUUUGGUUAUAAUUAACCAAACAUUCUUAUAUGUUAUAAAAAUUUCUAAAACAAUUUUUUAAUAUAAAAAUUAUAAGACAAUUUUUUAUGUGUAAAAUUAUAUAUAAUUUCGUCUAAAAUUUUGUAUAAAUACUUGUAAAGACUUGGAGAAAUGUAGAGAGAACUAUUAUAAACAUUUAAUACAGUUCCUAAAACAGCAUUUGUAUUAUAAUCUUUUUGGGAGAAAUUAUAAUUCGGUGCUAAGAUCUCACUUUAUCGUAUUAAUGAUAAACAGUAAAUUUUUAACGGAACAGUACGAUCUACAUACUAUAUUAAAACAUAAAAAAAGUUUGUUUGUCUUGUAAUAAAACGUUUGUUUAAAAUUUAAAAUACACUAGAUUGGGUUACGUUAGAUUUCUUUGCUGGCUACAUUCUACAAAGGUCGGGGGUGCAAAGAAAGAAGCGGCGGGCCCUCAACCACGCACUCAUAUUUACUGUUUUCAUAUAUCUGUUAUUAAUAUAUAUGCAUAUAUUAUCAAAAAAUUUUGUUCUUUGAACAAGGUAAACAAUGAUUUGCAGAUGUAUAAUAAAAGUCAUGUAACG